AUGUACCCGUUUCUGCACCUUAUGCCCGAUGGCUCGCUCUUCAUCUUUUCGGAUACUUCCUCAGAGCUCUUUGACGUGGCUGCCAAUCAAACCAUCAGGAAGAUGCCCGUCAUGCCUGGAAUGCACAGAACCUAUCCCAAUACAGGGGGUAGCGUCAUGUUACCACUGCACGCAAGGAACCACUAUGAGCCUGAAAUCAUGAUAUGUGGUGGGGGACAGACACAAGCAAUUGACAGUCGGUGCGAAUCAAGCUGCGGAAGGUUGAGACCGAUGAGCCAGGAUCCUCAGUGGCAGAUGACUGCGAUGCCAGAGCCUCGAGGAAUGGUAGAAGGAGUCUUACUUCUCGAUGGUACCGUGCUCUGGAUCAACGGCUGUCAGACAGGUGCGCAAGGGUUUGGAUUGGCCACCAACCCUGCCUUGGAAGCCCUCAUUUACGAUCCGAGAUCGCAUAGCUGGACUGUGUCUGGAAGAACCACAAUCGCCAGGCUUUAUCACUCUGUUGCUUUCCUACUCCUGGAUGGAACAGUCCUCAUUGCCGGAAGCAAUCCAAAUGAAAUGCCAGUGACGCUGCAACAUGUCGAAAUCCAUAACCAAUACAAAGCCUUUCCCACCGAAUUCAGGAUCGAGAUUUGGACCCCGCCAUACCUUCGGGGUGACAAGGCAUCUCAAAGACCCAAGGAUAUCGCCUUGUCGACAUAUACCCUUGCGAAUGGGACCAGAUUUAGCAUUGAAUUCAGCACGGAGAAGCAGGUCGAUACGCUGGAAAUGAUCCUGUACAGUGGAGGCUUCAUCACGCACUCAGUUCACAUGGGCCAGGUAAUGCUGUACCUCGAGAACAAUGGCUGCAACACCUUGAGCAACGGUCGUAGGAGGGUUGAGGCAUGGAUGCCGGACGGGAUCAAACUGGCUCCUGGACCGUAUGUGGUAUAUGUGAUUGCCAAUGGCAUUCCUGGAGUCGGGCAGUUUGUCACCUUGCGCGUUUGA
Fonsecaea multimorphosa CBS 102226 is the source of this 984-nucleotide messenger RNA. RefSeq lists its product as uncharacterized. The transcript has a single exon. The record is from RefSeq and is a predicted model, not a curated record. Lineage: Eukaryota; Fungi; Ascomycota; Eurotiomycetes; Chaetothyriales; Herpotrichiellaceae. The coding region runs from base 1 to 984 and encodes 327 amino acids.